CGUACACACUAGGCGUCUAUAUUUUAUAUCCGGUGUACCCGAGUUGUCGCUAGGGCGCAGACUCGAGCCAAUCGGGGUCGGCCGGCUCGCCAGUUACUUUUCGCGAUUCACCGUGGCCGCUCUUCCGCGGCGCAGGUAGACAGACGGACGACAGUCAGUUAGUCGGUUGGUGAGACGGAGAGAAAGGGUGUAGGAGAGAAUCGGUGGGAGAGUAGAAAAGCGAGGGAAAGAAAACGCGACUAGAGAGCGAAAAGGGGUGAAAACGGUGGCAUACAAAAGAAAGGAAGAAAAAAUAAAAAAAAAAAAGACAAAAGGGCGGAAAGCACGAAAAGUGCAGAGGGAAAAAGGAAAGGGGAGAUUGAGAGAAAGAAAGAGGGAAAGAUAGAGAGAGCGAGAUCAUAGGUGCUAGCCCCCGUACCGGAGUCCGCAUUCGCCGCACAAAAGCACAACUUGCGCACUGUUGCGCCGCGUUACCAAGCUACUGCGCGAGCAACCGAACUGUGCCGCUCAGCCACCCCUGCCGAGCAGUCGAGUGCUUUCGUGCGGAGUGUUUACGUCGUCGCGCGGGUAAACACGCACGUUGUCGCGAGACUCGUAGCUCUAUCCCACGCAUUCCUACCCCUUUCUCCUUUCGGCGUGGAUCAGCUGGACGCUUGUUCGCCUCGCGUCGUGCGAGUGAUGUCUCGCGUUCUACGAAGGUGAGAGAACAAUUUCGCGAAGCCGAGCGUGUGAUCGCGAUCAAAUACGCGUCUAAGAAACUAUGCGCCUUCGACGGCAGAAUCUCCGAAAUUUAAACUAUUAAACAUCUCGACGUGUCGCUCGUUCGCGAAUUAGAGAGACAUUAGACUGACGUUCUCGCGUCAAAUCGUGUGAAACUUUACGGACCUUACGGUUGUGUUUUGAAUUUACGUAAAUUCGUUUCAAGAGUUCCGUGUUUCCGAUUUAGUCGCGUUGUGGUAGUCACGCUGAUGUGCGCGCUCGCGAGAAAUUGAGAGAUUAAGAUCGCCGUGGAUUCGCCAAAACGACGAGCUAGAAAAGCAGCGGAACCGUGACAGUGCAGCAGUGUGCGACGAAAGUUGCAACGAUAGGUGACUGACUUAACUCCGAGUUUGCUCGUAUGUAUGCACAUCGGUGCUCCGAGCGGAACUCUCACGUUGCAGUGAAUCGAAUCGCAUGAAUACGCAGAAAGACGGAAAGAAAUAAAGAGAGGGAGAAAUAGAUAGAGAUAGACGUUGAUCUCAUCAUCAGCGGGUGUCACCGCAUCAUCAUCGUCAGGCAAGGUGUACAUGUGUGAACGUACGUAGUAGUCGUCUGUGCCUGACGUACACUCGCGCGGCAAAGUGACUACCCCGAAGUGCAACGGUGAUAAGAAGAUACAGCCACGCGACGUGAUCGUUAGCAUAAAUGACAAGCGUAGCCAAGGCAUCGAACUGAGGACGAUUUCUGAUCUAUCCAACGGAAACCACAUCAGCUCUGCUGAAUACGCGGAGGCUAAUAAGCAGAUUUUGACCACCAGUCUGACGCAUCACUAUGCUGUAGUGAUGGACAGCGAGGGUACUUUGGGCCGCGGUCAUGCAAAUGGGGGCCGUGGACUGCGCCGUCAACGGUCCCUGGAAUGGAGAGAACGGCGCGGUUAUGGAGCUAGUGCUCAAUCCAGUAGCGAUGAUGAAGAUAACGCACGUCACGCAGUGGGGUCCGUGUCGAGUUCAUCUGUUGCAAGAGGCGCACGUAGUCCCGGUCAAGUCUUUGCCUCCAUUUUGGCACAACAAUACGGCAAUGCGGGAGACAGAUCGUACCGUACGGGAUCCGACACGGAAGGCGCAGCAACCACGGACAACCCAACACCGCCUCCAACCUUGACACCAAAUCAUCGGCAAGCUUCUCCAUUUCCCCUCGAAAGCACAAACUCUCGCCGGCAUCAUUAUAACGGCAGCAUAUCUUCCGAGAGAUCUCGCAACGGCAAUGAUACCGUUUACGCGGCGCCCGCAAAAAAGACGGCUUCCGGCGGUGGUACCUUAGGUCGAAGAACACGCCGAGGUCACGCAAGCGCUUUGAGCAGUAGUUCUACUGCGAGUGACCGUUCCGAAACUGUCUUCCCCGAUGAACACACUCGCAUACAUCUUACUAAUGGUCUGCCCAGGCCUAUUUACUUUACAGAUACCGGUAGGGAUUCGCCUCCGGAGCCCGCACCGCCGGAAGUACCACCGCGUGGACCAUCUUUACACGCAACGCAUACUUUACGCACGCAACAAAAUCGAAAUGGUUGCCCACCAAACGCAGGAAAUUUCACUGUGCCAAGUGAUCAAAUGCCGACCGAGACAUAUUCGGAGUACUUGAUGUCAGGAAGUCCACGGAGUUAUCCAGCGCGAUCCCCAGGGGUAGCUUCCACGCCAACCGUGACCAGGCUUCCACCACCGCAACAGCAAGUGACGGUGGGUUCUCUGGGCGGCGGUUUAGGUGGUGCCGGAAAUGGCGGUACCGCUACAGUAGGCGCGCAAGGCCAAGCUAUGGUGAUGCCGGGUUUUCCACUUCGCGCCGCAGCGGUGCCGCAUUAUUCCCCGUAUUCGCCGUCGCGCUUUCACAUCGAUAAACGUUGUCAGCACAGAUGCUCUUGGAAAUGCUUCUCGAUCGCCCUGAUACUCUUGGCCGUGGCGCUUACAGCAAUGCUGGCAUACUUCGCUGCAGUGAGCUCAAUGCGUCCGAUAGACAGUACUAACUGCAUUCUGGUUCAAGAUAUCAAGGCUGUCACUCACGAAAACGCACACAUUCACGAUUCGAUAUCCACGCAGAUACCCACAGAAGAAUCUCUACCGACGAGCACAGCGGAACAUUCCAGCGCUGCAGAUAGCGCCGGCGAUCAACAAAGCGAUCCGCAGAUCCAACAAUCUGCGCAGCAAUGGCCGGCCGUGCUCGAGCUGCAGGCCUACAACGUCGCCCAUUCCGCCGUCAUUCCGCCGUACCACUUUUGGAACACCGAGUUCCGCAACAAGCAGCCGGCAUUCAUCAGGCUGAAUUUGACCUUGCCGUGGGGUGCGAAUUUCGCCGUGUACGGCAGGCGGAACGUUGCGCCCAGCGUCACGCAAUACGACUUUGUGGAGUUCGUGAAGGGUGGCAGGGUAGUUCACAGACUAAAGAGGGACGUGACUUCCGAGGCCGUCAGUUUUAUGCAGUCCGGUAGCUCGCAAGACGUACACGCGGAGCAUACGGCGCAACCGGCCACGUCCUAUCAACACGUUCUCAUCAAGAGAACUAUCGUGGAGCCGCUAAUGGUCAACGUCAGUCUGCUGCAAUAUUUCGACACCGGCGACUGGUUCCUGUCUGUCUAUAAUGAUGAACUGCAGCCUUACAAGGUGACUUUAGUCGUUACGGAAGCGGAAGGAGUCUCCACUACCUGUCCCAACGACUGCUCCGGACGUGGAUCGUGUUACCUUGGCAAGUGCGAUUGUAUAGACGGAUAUCAGGGUGCUGAUUGCAGCAAAAGCGUGUGUCCGGUUUUGUGUUCCUCUCAUGGACAAUAUGGUGGUGGCAUGUGCCAUUGCGAGGAGGGCUGGAAAGGUGCCGAAUGUGACAUACCGUUAGGUGACUGUCAAGUUCCUGAUUGUAAUCAGCAUGGUCAAUGCGUUAGAGGAUCCUGCGUUUGUAAUCCUGGCUGGAAAGGCGCCUUUUGCGACGAACCCGACUGUUCCGAUCCGACUUGUAGCAGCCACGGUGCCUGUGUCUCCGGCAAAUGUUACUGCAAGGCCGGCUGGCAGGGUGAGCGAUGCAAUCAGGUCGAUCAGCAAGUAUACCAGUGUCUGCCCGGCUGUUCCGAUCAUGGCACGUACGACCUCGAAUCUGCGGCCUGCGUUUGCGAGGAGCACUGGACAGGGGUCGAUUGCUCGCAGCCGAGUUGCGGUCUGGACUGCGGACCUCACGGAUCCUGCGAGCAGGGUCGCUGCAAAUGCCAUGACGAUUGGACUGGAACGAAAUGCGAUCAAAAACCAUGCGAUACACGUUGCGCCGAACAUGGCCAGUGCAAAAAUGGAACCUGUGUAUGCAGUCAAGGAUGGAAUGGAAGGCAUUGCACAUUACCUGGAUGCGAAAAUGGAUGCAGCCGCCAUGGACUAUGCACCUUACAGGACGGCGAAUAUAGUUGCGAAUGUUCGACCGGAUGGGCCGGUAGAGAUUGCAGCAUACGACUCGAAUUGGAAUGUAAUGAUUAUGUUGACAAUGAUGAAGAUGGCAUGAUGGACUGCUCUGACAGCGAGUGCUGCUCGCACGACGCUUGUUCAGAACAUAUCAUGUGCCUUGCUAGUAAUAAUCCUGUGGACGUUCUUCUUCGAAAACAACCGCCCAGCGUCACGGCGUCCUUUUAUCAACGAGUCAAGUUCCUCGUCGAGGAGAACAGCGUGCAGAGCUAUGCCCACAUGGACGAGUACACGGAAAGUCGAGUUGCGGUGAUGCGAGGCCAAGUUGUUACCGAACAAGGACUCGGAAUAGUAGGCAUCAGAGUGUCCGUGGACAGGGAUUCGCGCUUCGGAUUUACCUUGACCAGAGCUGAUGGAUGGUUCGACGUCCUGGUCAAUGGCGGAGGCGCCGUGACGCUUCAAUUCCAACGCAGUCCCUUCAAGCCUCUUACGAGGACCGUCUUCGUACCGUGGAAUCAGAUCGUCGUCCUGCCACCCGUUGUGAUGAUCCUCAGCAAGGAAGGCGAAUCGUAUAAAUCUAACCAGCCGCCGAGCCCGGCAGUGGGCUUCCCAGGGAUUUCGAUGGGACUCUUUAGUGAGCAUGGUCCGUGCUUGGAGCACGACCACGAGACAUUACGACCUAUUAUCGUUAGCACAUGGAUGCCUGAAAAAGUUGGUGGUUUGCCUGGAAAGAGCUUGGUCUUUGCUGAAAAUCAGAUUGUGCAAGAAAGCAUCGCUAUUCCGGGCUCCAAUCUCCACCUGAUGUAUCAAAGCAGCCAGGCUGCGGGCUAUCUCUCUACAGUGAGAAUGCAACUGACUGGGCCGUUUAUUCCGAAAUCGCUGACGCACGUACACGUGCACGUGGAGAUCGAGGGCUCGCUUCACACAAAAACAUACGAAGCCGAUCCGAAUUUGACGCACACGUUCGCUUGGAACAAAAGGAAUGUUUACAAGCAGAAGGUGUAUGGUGUGGCGCAGGCAAGGAUCUCGAUCGGUUAUCAGCAUUCCACUUGUCCGUCAGUGAUAUGGGAAACGCAGACGGCCACUCUGCAAGGAUUCGAUGUCGAUAUCUCUGAUAUCGGCGGCUGGGGACUCGACAUCCAUCACCAUUACAACUUCCACGAGGGGAUCUUGCAGAAAGGCGACGGUUCUACUCUCCAUUUCAAGCAGUAUCCUCGCACUGUGAAAGUGGUAAUGGGUACCGGUCUCCAGAGAACCUUAGUAUGCCAGAAUUGCGAUGGUCUUGCUAAGGAUGCUAGACUCCUGACGCCGGUAGCGCUUGCCAGUGGUCCCGAUGGCAGCAUAUAUGUUGGAGAUUUCAAUCUCGUGCGUAGAAUCACGCCCGAAGGGAAAGUUUAUACUGUCUUGAUUUUAAGCGCGACUCAAGUAGCAUAUCAGUAUUAUUUGUGCAUCUCGCCGGCUGAUGGGCAUUUGUACAUCAGCGACCCCGAAAAGCAUCAAAUAUUGAAAGCCCUCUCGCUCGAACAAGUUCAGGAUCCUAGUAUCAAUAUCGAACCCGUUGUUGGAAAUGGCGAAAGAUGUAUUCCGGGUGAUGAAGGACAUUGUGGUGAUGAAGGACCAGCCAUUCAUGCGAAAUUGGCUCAUCCCAAAGGAAUCGCAAUUGCGGCUGACAAAACGAUGUACAUUGCCGAUGGAACGAACAUUCGUGCGGUUGAUCCGCGAGGUAUUAUACACACGCUUGUAGGACAUCAUGGUCAUCAUAAUCAUUGGUCACCGGCGCCCUGCAUUGGAGCCAUUCCCGCACACCAAGCUCAAUUACAAUGGCCGACUGGACUAACUCUGAGUCCACUGGAUGGAUCUCUGCAUUUUAUUGAUGACAGACUAGUCUUGAAACUCACCAGUGAUUUGAAAGUGCGUGUGGUUGCUGGUACACCUCUUCAUUGCACUAGUAAUGCAAAUAGCAAUAGUAACAGUAACGGAGAGCUGCCGAAAUUGAAUUCUUCGAUUACGACGAACUUGAAGAAACCGGAUGAAGUGCUCGGAUCAGUAUUGGCCGUUGGCUUUAGUCCAACCGGGGAAUUAUAUAUAGCGGAUCGCGAUUCUCACCGAGUGAACUCCAUCAGGAUCGUUGACUCUUCUGGAAAAAUGUCGCAUUUUGCAGGUCAGCAACAAGAAAGAUUACGUGGUCAAUGCGAGUGCAAUAACACCACACCUAGCACUAAAGAUAUGGAUACAUGCGCCUGUACGGAUGAUACCAGCAGCACUGAGACACUUUUAUCGUCGAAUGCCAAGUUCAUUGCAAUAUCCGCGCUGGCGGUUUCACCGGAUGGUAUUUUACACGUUGCCGAUCAAGGUAGUCUUCAUAUUUUGGCUCUUCAACCAUAUCUUCCGAAUCAUGACGAGAGCGGAGAAUUCCACAUUCCGUUCCCGCCUUCGAACGAAAUCUACGUAUUCAAUCGUUAUGGCCAACACAUUUCUACAAAGGAUUUGACGUCCGGAAAGACUCGUUAUUCUUUCUUGUACAGCAAGAACACGAGCUUUGGCAAAUUAUCCACGGUGACGGAUAGUGCGGGUAAUAAAAUUCAAUUUCUACGAGAUUACAGCAGUGUCGUUAGUUCUAUCGAAAACACUCAGGAUCACAAAUCUGAGUUGAAGAUCUCCGCGGUUGGAUUCUUAGAAAAAUUAUCCGAACGUGGUAGAGCAGAAAUUGCUUUGGGUUAUGACGGCUCAACUGGUUUGCUUACCAGUCGAUCAGGAGGCGAUGAAACGUACAUAUACAAUUAUGACAGUUUAGGACGUGUCACCGAUGUAAUACUGCCAACAGGUGAAAAAUUAAAAUUAUCAUCGGAUUUAUCUGACGAUGAAGGUUUAACGGUUAAAGUGUCUGCUCCAUUGCAAGCCUUAUCAAAAGGCGACAAACAGCGAAUUAUAGAAUUUAAGAUGAAGAACGAGAAGUCGAAGAUGUUAACAAUUACUGACGGUACUAAGCUCAUGAAAGCAGUCGCAUUUACAAACAGCAGCCUGGAAGUGUUUUUACCUGGUAGUGGUAGAAUAUUAAGCGCGGCUACGACGAAGCAUCCGUUAUUAGAAGCAGCUUUGCCGGUAGAAGCGGAAAUGUUGCCUAUGUGGAGCUAUCAAUUGAUGUCGCUGGGCGAAUUAACAAACACCAUGACGACGACAUAUAAUCUGGUCGGCGAUGUUAGCCACCCCCAGCAAACACUCAACAGAGAAAUCUGGGUGAAUGAUACGCGAAUGAUAGGCGUAGAAUUCGAGCAAGCAUUUAGCCGCGAAACGUUUUAUGACAAAGCGGGAACUCCGCUGUUGACAGUAACUUUUGAUCCAGCUGGUCUACCUUUAAUCUGGCAACCGCAUGAGCAGGGUCAUAAUCUCAGCAUCACUUACGAUCGAUUCAAUAGAAUUGAUAGCUGGAAAUGGGGUGCCUCCGAUGAAUCGUACGGUUAUGACCGACAUGGCCAAUUAGCAGAAAUUACCAACAGUAAGGACGGCACGAAACGAUACACUUACAAUGAUUUGAAUAUGCUGUGGAAAAUCACGCUGGCCAGCAGCAGACAGUUUACGUUACAGUACGACGACGAUGGUGGUUUACGACACAUUAUUCUGCCAUCGGAAACUAAACAUUCUUUUUCUUGUCAAGCUUCUCUUGGUUUUCUCAGAGUGACAUACACUCCGCCUGGUAGCACUAGAGCCUAUUUGCAGCAUUAUAGUCAUGAUGGAAAUUUGCUGCAAACCGUGUUUCCAGGAGAUGGAGCUCGUACCGUCUAUAGAUAUCACACCUCCGGUCAAUUAGCAGAAGUUGUUCAUGGCGAUGGCAAGAGUGAAAUCAGAUAUACCGAAAGUGGAUUACCUUCUGAAGUGAUACAUUCUGAAAGAGACGUGGAAUACAAAUGGGAUUAUCAGUAUAGUGCAGGACUCCUAGUGGAAGAACGUAUAGAUUUCGGCGCUAAGACCGGUCUGAGCAAUGCCAAAUUCACGUUUGAAUAUGAUUCGAAUUUCCGUCUGAUUGCAGUACAAGGUAGAAUAGGUGGGCAGACGUUGCCACCACACACCAUGGCUUAUAAUCCGAGAUCAGGAAUGCUGGAGCAGAUCGGCCAAUUUAAAGUGACGAGACCGCAACCUAAUGAGACAACUGUGCUUGAUGGCACAGCGCUAUUUUCGCGCACUACAGACGACAGAUUCUUGGAAACUCAGGUCACGGUUACAAUUCAUCGAAUGGAAGUUUUCAGAAUGGAGUUUACGCACGAUUCGCGCGGCCGUAUUAAUCAGACGAGAACAUACACGCGCAAUGUCGCCGUCAACACGUACACUAAUGUGAAGAAUUACACGUGGGAUUGUGACGGCCAACUGACUGGCGUAGAGGCACAAGAACCCUGGGGUUUCAAGUACGACGCGAAUGGCAACAUGUUAUCACUUACGUAUCGAGGUAACACGAUCCCGAUGGAAUACAAUAAUAUGGAUCGAAUUGUUAAAUUCGGCGACGGUCUCUACAAAUACGACAACCGAGGUCUAGUAGUACAAAAUGCAAGAGAGGAAAGAUUCAAUUAUAAUGCCAAAGGACUUCUCGUGCGCGCUACUAAACGCGGUCGCUUUGAUGUACGAUACUAUUACGAUCAUCUAGAUCGCCUAGCCACUAGAAAAGACAAUUAUGGCAAUGUCACGCAAUUCUUCUACAACAAUCAGAAGCGCCCACACGAAGUGAGUCAAAUAUACAGUCCGCGCGAUGGUAAAUUGAUGUCGCUGGUUUACGAUGAUAGAGGACAUCUUAUAUAUGCACAAGUAUAUCGCCACAAAUAUUAUAUCGCCACUGAUCAGUGUGGUACGCCCAUUAUGAUCUUUAAUCAAUAUGGAGAAGGCAUUAGAGAAAUUAUGCGAUCGCCGUACGGGCAUAUCGUUUACGAUUCAAAUCCUUAUCUUUAUUUACCGGUUGACUUUUGUGGCGGACUUUUAGAUCAGGUCACAUCUCUGGUUCAUAUGCCAAACGGGAAAGUUUACGAUCCGCUGAUAGGCCAGUGGAUGUCACCGCUCUGGGAGAAUGUUUUAGAUCGUAUAAACAAGCCCACACAUUUACAUCUUUAUAGAUUCAAUGGAAACGAUCCUAUUGAUGUCAGACAUACAGAUAGACCGAGUCAACCAACUGAUCACAUAUCAUGGCUGUCGCAUCUCGGAUAUGAUUUGAAGAGUUUAGCACCGCAAUUAUUCCCGGACGAACUGCCAGACAGUCUUGUACCACAAGCGCUCGGUCCGGGUACGUCUAUUUUCGGUAAGAAGAAAAGAACGCGCAAUCUAGGUGUCCAAUCCGGUUUUCUCGCAUAUAUCGCCCAGAGGCAUUCAGGCGACGCGGUAAGCUUAUCGGCACCUCCGCGAUCGGCUCUGAAGAAGGACACCAGCGAGCUGAUACCCAGCCGUCUCGGCGCGGCAUCCGAUCCUCCAUUCGGCAAAGGUAUCCUGGUAUCAAGGACUGCUGAUGGUCAAGCGGUGGUAUCCAGUGUACCGAGUGCUAACGCUAUUUACGGCGACGUAUUUACAUCUGUAUUUAAUCGUUCAUACUUCCUGCCAUUCACAUUUGUCGUACACAGCGCACAGCAAGACGCCUUCUAUUUCGUUAAGGAAGAGACCUGGCGGGCUAGUGAGGAUCGUGGUCAAUUGAAACGAUUGGGCGGUCAGGUAAAUACGACUUUCCACGAGAACGAGAACGGCAGUGGCAGCAGCUCGCUUAUCGAUGUGAAAAUACAUGGCGCCAGUUAUGUAGUGAAUCUCCGCUAUGGCACUACAGCGGAAAAAGAGAAGCAGAGACUGUUGCAUCACGCGAAGGCAACUGCUAUCAGAAAAGCGUGGCAUCGAGAACGCGAGGCACUCAAGGCGAACACUCCUACCUCGGUUGAGUGGAUGGUCGCCGAGCAAGAUGAAAUACUAAAGGUUGGCCUCGCGUCCAAUUACGAGGGCGAAUACAUACAUGACGCGCAGCAAUAUCCCGAACUUGCAGAAGACCCUUACAACAUUAGAUUUGUAAAGAAAGUUGUGGAUCAGUCGAGUAAGAAACGACGUCGAAGGAGAGGCGCGCCGUCCUGUAAAUUCUGGUGGUUGGACAAGAUGUGCUAGAGCGACACUAUAUUCAAGAGUCAGUCGUAUCGUCCCCCUCGCGCGGGGACAUUGUCCAGUAUCGAAAUCAUAGGAACUUUCGUGUGAACGAUAUUACGGAGAGAAAGAAAGAAAAAGAAAUGAAAAUUGACGAGAGGGUAAAAGAAUCGAGCGAGUCGCUGUAAUGCGCAGCGUCCAUAUAUGUAUAUGCAUACGCAUAUAUAAACGUGUACUGAACACUAUCAAAAAGUUUUAUACCAAAGUCUAUUUGUGUAUUUCAAAGAUGCCAAAAACACUAUAAUGUUAUAUUAUAUAUAUUAUAAAUAUAUAUACACCGCGCGCGAGAUAUAGGCUAUAUAGUGUGUAAGAGCGUUAAGCACACGCGGAGGAACGCGAAUUUCAUCAAGCAUUCGCUCCAUAGACCAGCUGCGCGACCGAUCCGCGAUUGGCAGAUCCGCGAAAGCCUUAUAAGCGACGGCAGGAUAACCGGGAAGAAAGGAUAAUCGGCAGAAUAUACCGGAAUGCUGAUUGUGUGUGUGUAUGUAACCUGGAAGGAAAUAAAAAACAUUGCGAGAUCCUUCUAUAGGUUUAGCGCAACAUGGAUACAGCUGGAGCUCGUUGCUAGCUCGCAGGUCUGAAUUAAAAUUACAGAAUCUGUAAUUUUUUAGCUAUGUUCGCAAGGCCGGCAAGCUCGUCGAGCUUGCGCUCGAGGCCUAAGUAAACGACGGCGGACCGUAGUAUUGUGCGCGUAAACUGUACGACGGUACACCGCAUCGAUACAAGGUAAUAUAGGUAUAUUGUGAAAAGUGAAGAUAGAAAAAAAAUCGGGAUACAGGCCAUUUGUUGUUGAGAGUGACUCGAGUGAGAGAAACUAGUCAAUACAUAGCUUUACGUUGACAUAGAAAUCUUUUUCGGUGUAGAAUAAAUGCAAGGAGAAUAUAAAUCAGAACAGCAUUAUUGACGUUGACAAUGACGUGAACAAGCUACGUGUAUGUUUGCCCGACUGGGUCCAUUUAAUCCGCGAUAUUUUAACGUCGGACGUCGUAGAAAAAACUAUGAUAGGUGAUGGAAGUAUAGGUAACAGCAGAUUGCGAUCGCUGGGAAGCGGCAGCGAUCGCGAAAACAAAUGCGGGCGGAAUAAUAUGUCUCAACAAUGAAUGGCCCCGAUGAAGAAUAGAAAAGAACCGAGAAAAAGAAACUGGAAGAGAGACGAUCUCCUUUCAGUGUCCUAAAGGGGACGAGAAAUGGCGAUCGUGCGGACUCGAUCGCGCGGUCUCGAGCUUGAAUUCCGUUCGCGGCUUUAGACAGUUAAGAAUGAGACGAAUUUGUAUUAUAAAGUGGUGCUUUUCUUGUACGGCGAUAGAGAGAAUGAGAGAGAGAAAGAGAGAUUUGAGAGAAUAUUGAAGUAGAAUGAUAAAUGCGACAAUGAGCGUGUAUGAGAAUGUCGGAUACCAAUAGCGAGACUAAACGUAUUUUUAACAUGUGGAUGUAUCCUAUCCGUAGCGCAUAAGUGUUUCCGAUUGUCGCCGAUCGGAUGAUUUAUAUCGCACUGUUGUGCGCGCAGGGAAAUAGUCACUUGGGAUCGACGAUAGAUAUCCCUUGGUGGAAUUCGGGGAUCGCGGAAGAAGGAAUGUGUCGUAUGAUGUCUGCGUAUAAUCCAGAAACAAAGAAAAUGUGAAAGAAGGGUAAACUCAGAUUUUAUCGAUAAAUAAUAUGUAUACAAUAUCGCAUAUUUGUGCUUGCUGGAUAUGAACGUAACGAAUGUAAACUAUGUUCCCUCAUCGCGAGAGUACUCUAAAUAUGUGUAUCCAAAAUUACUGCCCGCAAAGUACCGAUCGUUUUGCCUGUGUGUGUGUAUGUAUGUAUGUAUGAUGAUGAUGAUGAUGAUGAUGUGUGUGUGUGUGUGUGUGUGUGUGUGUGUGUGUGCAUGUACGCGCGCAUGUGUAUGUGUAUAUGUGUGCGCUGAUCGUCCGCGCACAAAGCCCAUAUACGUGCAUUGAACCAGGUUAGCAUCAGAAAUCUCUCUCGAUACCAUUGAUUCUCCUCUUUUUUCUCCCUUUUCCUAUAAAGAUCCCGAAUUUAUCGAUCCAUCGCGCGUAUUGUUUAUUCGCGUCACCAUGAACGUUCGUACUCGCCAUUGAUAUUUUGCGGCUUAGAGACGGUGCCGUUUAUGGAUAGUUAGUGGCACAACGAUAUUGCUGUCUGAAUAGAUGAAAGAUAAAAAGAAACCGUUAUCUAUACGCUGAAUGUAUAAAAAAAAGUAUAUAUAUAUAUAGAAAGAGAGAGAGAGAUAUAUAUAUACAUAUAUAUAGGGAAGCUUCGUAAAACGUAUUUUUAACUCAAGCGAGUGUUUAGACCUAUACUAUCCAAUCAACGCAAAAUUCUAAAAGACGUCUAAAAGAUGUCCAAAGGAUGUUCGAGAUAUUAGGACGUCUUUACUGCUGCUUUUAAGUAUUGUGUUGUUUGGACGAUCCCCAACACCGCGGUCCAAAACGAGUUCAUCGGAGACACAUACACGCGCGCGCGCGCUCGUGCCAUCGAGGUCGCAAGGACGAUCCUUUUUGUACAUUUCCUUUUUGUACGUUCUCGUCGCACGCGCGAACGCGCGUAACAACGCGCAAAACUGAAAUCGCGCACAUUAAUCUAUCUUUGCGCAUGUUCAUUAUCGCGUUUUCUCACGAGAACGGUUGCGCGAACAAACUCGAUCAUCGGGUUGCAUUCCUGCCUCGCUUAUCUAAGAUAGUCGGAAAUGCUCUAUUUCUAUUUUGUUUUAUUUUAAUUUCAUCUCACUAGAAAGCAUUCAUCUAGAAAAUAUAUAUUAUGAAAACUUUAUUCUAAAUUUUGCAUUUGAUACUUUACGUGCAAUUGCUUUUGUUUCAAUUAUGAAUCAUUAACUGAACGUUUGAAUCAUCCCAAUAAUGAUAAUUCUUAGCUAUAUUGAUUAGUCACAAUUGUAAUAAUGAGCCAAUUAUCGCUUUUGAUUUUGAUAAGAGAAAGAUAACUUUCGUCAAUUUUCCGAAGACUUUGGUUGCCUCUGGACAAGCGAAAUAGGAGUGCUUCGACACAUUCGUGGACAUCUAAACACUCAUUGUCCCUCUUCGGCCAGCCAGCCUCUCACCUGCUUUCCACUGUCCCACUGCACUCUUGAUCUUCAAUCGUAUUAUUGGCUCCAGAAUGAUGCGAUGCGUUCAAGAAAAAUCGACUAUUUUUAAAUAUCACGUGUCAAAUUAAUGAGCGGGCCAGCUAUGGAUACAUGUAUGGACUGGGUCCUCCCUAAAUUCGACUCGAGGCCCGACCGAUUUACGCGAUUAUAUUAUUAGGAAAAAAUUCACUCUCUAACUUCCGUGAAGUUUUAUCUCUCGUUUUUGCGAACUCGUUCCAGUUCUAGAUUCCUCCCCCGCGGGCGGUCACGGGGGACCGCGACAAUUCCGCGUAUUUCUCUAAAUUAAAAAGAAAUAAAAUAAAGUACGUGAAAAAAUAAUUAUAUGAAAUAAAUAAAUAUAUACAUAUACAUGUAUAUAUAUAUAUAUAUAUAUAUAUAUAUAUAUAUACACAUGUGUAUACACACUUAUAUGAGAGGAGCUAGAGUGGCCAAUUAUAGCAGCCAUUACCGAUCCAUGCAUUGCGGCACGAUUGGUUUUUGAGAUGCGCAAUUUCAGACUCGAGCAAGAUUACACGCCGAAAAAAAGGAAAACGUAAUCGGAAAUCAUGACGGAAAUUGAUGUGAGCGAUAGAGAGAAAGAAAGAAAGAGAGAAAGAGAGCGUGAAAGUGAGAGAUAUUGAAGAGUGAGCAAGCGCAAAAAAAAAGCAGAGUCAGCCACGCUAAUGCUACUACGACCACUAUCCUAGAUAGAUUAUGCUACUUUGCCGCUGAUCUAAUUGUUUACUGUCACGUGUUGCUGUAAACCUAAACCUAACGAUACGAUAUUAUAUAUAUUUUAUUUAUAUAACGUAAUCAAUUGUAUAUUUAUUGUAAAUAGUCACGAUGUUUGCUAUGAUAUAAUAUAUCUGUAAUUGGAUGGAACCUGCCUGAAACUGCGCUCAUGUCAGCCCUGUCUCCCAGCAGCUAGAUCCAUUUACAUACUUAUACAUCAAUACAAAAUAUAUAUAAUGCAAUCACACGUACACGAAAAUACAACACGUCACAAACACGCGGUAUCGAAUACCGCAAUCAUUAGUGAUAAUUUAAAAGAGAGAUGGAGAGAAGAAAAUAGAUAAAUCAGUAAAUAGACAGGUAAAUCAACGCGCAUCAUGUACGUUGAAUUAUCACUACGUCAAUAUUUCAUAAUUGCAUCGAUAAAGCGAUCGAUUUCAUGUAAGACGCUCCAUCUUACUGUAGGAAAAGAAAAAAAAA
Messenger RNA from Camponotus floridanus (Florida carpenter ant), 14577 nucleotides. RefSeq names its product teneurin-a (gene Ten-a). The coding region runs from base 1542 to 10244 and encodes 2900 amino acids. The transcript is spliced from 27 exons. The record is from RefSeq and is a predicted model, not a curated record. Gene Ontology annotation, biological process: motor neuron axon guidance. Lineage: Eukaryota; Metazoa; Arthropoda; Insecta; Hymenoptera; Formicidae.